AUGUUAGAUCUAGCUUUUGAUGCCAAGUCCGCAUCAUUUUUAGAUUGGUUUAGGACCUGGCCUGGAGCGACUUUUCAUCCUAAUAUCAAGAUUGAAGAUCUGCGCGCAAACGGUGCCGGAAGAGGAAUUGUUGCCACUGCGGACAUCCCUGAGGAUACCGUACUGUUCUCUAUUCCGAGAACAGCAAUCAUCAACGCGGAGACUUCUGACCUCCCUAAACGCAUACCCCAAGUCUUCGAGACUACGGGCUUAGAGGACACAGAUAAUGAAGCCGAUGAAGAUGGGAGCGAAACUAGCGGCCCUCCUGAUAACUGGAUCUCACUUAUUCUCAUCAUGGUAUAUGAGUAUCUUCAAGGUGACAGGUCUCGAUGGAAACCUUACUUCGACGUGCUUCCUAAUCAGUUUGAGACCUUGAUGUGGUGGUCAGAUCAAGAGUUGAGCGAACUGCAAGCAAGCUCAAUCGUGUCCAAGAUAGGUAAAGACGAGGCCGAUGGCAUGUUCCGCACUCGAGUACUACCAAUAAUCAAUGAGUAUGCCGAUGUCUUUUAUCCAGAAGGAUCCGGAAGACUUAGCGAGGAUCAGUUGAUGCUUCUAGCGCAUCGCAUGGGCAGUACCAUUAUGGCAUAUGCUUUCGACUUGGAGAAUGAAGACGAAGAAGCUGACCCUGAGAAUGGCGAGGAAUGGGUUGAAGAUAAAGAAGGGACCCUCAUGAUGGGUAUGGUACCGAUGGCCGAUAUCUUGAAUGCAGAUGCCGAAUUCAAUGCUCACGUUAAUCACGGCGAAGAUAGCUUGACUGUCACUACCCUGCGGCCAAUUGUUGCCGGAACUGAGAUACUCAACUACUACGGGCCGCUCGGAAAUGGCGACUUAUUAAGACGUUACGGAUACGUAACGAAAAACCACUCCCGAUAUGACGUGACGGAAAUAUCAUGGGACUUGGUAUUGUCUGUAUUAAAGGACACUCUCGGGUUGGAUGAACCUGCCUGGGGUAAAGCGGUCAAUGAGCUGGACUUAGAAGAAAUUGAGGACGCUUUUGUCAUCGAACGAGAUUCAGGGGAGCCGAAUUCCAAUGGAGAACUUAAGGAUGAACCGACCUUCAAAGAGCUUCCUUCGGAUCUAGUCGAGCAGCUCCAUGCAGUACUCAAAGCGAUCAGGAAGGUCAACCCAGCUACUAUUCCAGAUAAGACGAUACGGGACGAGAUCACAUCGUUGGUCAUACAUCGCGCCCUCGAACUAAGACUGGCACAAUAUACUACAAACCAAUUGUACGAUCUGGAUCUAUUGUCCGGCAAUAAGGUUUUAGGCCGGCAGAGGAUGGCCGUAACUGUGCGGUGGGGCGAAAAGGUUCUAUUGCAAGAAGCUAUCAACUUCGUGCAAGAAAGGGUGCACAAGUUAAAGGCCAGAACAAACCCAGAGUCCGAACCAUACGCGAAAAGGCAAAGAACCAGGUGA
This is a messenger RNA of Daldinia childiae, 1452 nucleotides long. Its product is annotated as Ribosomal lysine N-methyltransferase 4. Gene Ontology annotation, molecular function: protein binding; protein-lysine N-methyltransferase activity. The record is from RefSeq and is a predicted model, not a curated record. The coding region runs from base 1 to 1452 and encodes 483 amino acids. Gene Ontology annotation, biological process: peptidyl-lysine monomethylation. The transcript has 4 exons. Gene Ontology annotation, cellular component: nucleus. Lineage: Eukaryota; Fungi; Ascomycota; Sordariomycetes; Xylariales; Hypoxylaceae.